This is a messenger RNA of Cinara cedri, 3981 nucleotides long. The record is from the annotation of a GenBank genome assembly. Lineage: Eukaryota; Metazoa; Arthropoda; Insecta; Hemiptera; Aphididae.
AUGCUGUCAUACGCUUUUCCUAAAACCCACAAACAUUUGCCACAUGUUCUGGCGAUACUUAUACUUCUUCUAAGAAACAAGCUGCUCUACAAUUUUAUUUUUGUCAACCUUAGUUUUAGGGGUAAUAUCACAGGAAAAUAUUUGAAAGAUUUUGGAGCACAUAAUUGGAGGGAGAUAGUACAAGACCAAGACAAGUGGAGUGAUUUGGUGAUAGCGGCGAAAACUCUCAGAGAGUUAUUAAGGCCGGAAGAAGAAGAAGAUAUAUACACUGGUAUGUAGAUUAUGUAGAUUAUAUGAAUAUUAUAUUAACAGUCGAUGUUUAACUUUAAAACGGUGAGGAGGAAAAAUUUAUCAACAGGAUUCAAUUAAUAUGUUUCUGAAUUCAAAUUGUGGAAAAGAUGCUGUCAUUUUUAAAAAAUAUGUGUACAUGGAAAUAAAUAGGUUUCGUUUUAUAAAAAUGGGUCAUUAUAAUAUGUCAAAUGAAAUGUUUUAAAGUAACUAUUAUUAGGGAUGGGCUGGUUGGGUUACAGGCCAGACGGUAGUUUGUAUACAUCAGGUCAUCAGAGUGAGGCGUAAAGACAAAAAACUGGAUGAAUAACAACAUUUUGUUUCCUCAAAUUUAUAUCUGUAUGUUUUUGAUUUUCUAAGCGGUUUUUAUAAUAUCUGGGAAAUCCUAGAAGAAAACGUAAGAAAAAUGGGAAAUUUACGAACAUUAUGCUUUUUAUUAUUUUAAAUUGUGUUAUUUGUUUAACUCAGUUGAAAAUAUUCGUAGAGAAAAAACUAUAAAAUGUCAAAUGCCUAUAAAUAGCUCAACAUUUUCUAGAACGGUUGAAAAUUUUACCACAUCUAGGAAAACCUUAUACCUUAGCCUUAUUAAGUCAAUAAAAUCCGCUUGGACGAUUAAAUAUUUCCUCUUCAGUGCAUGGUAACUGGCAAAAAUAUUCAAAGCUACAAUAUCCGAAGAAAAAAUAUUAAGGUAUAAAUGUAUAAUAAUUAAUAAAUACUCAUGUUUUUCAUACACAUAUUCGUAUACAUUUAAAGUAAUUAUUGACUGUUUAGUUACAAUUUAGUUAAUAAUACAAUAUCCGAAGACAAUAGGAGAUUUUUAAACAUUAUUAUUUAUAUUUUAUUACCAGGUAUUAUUAUUUUUAAUUGUUUUAUUAUUAUUAUAUAUACUUACAGAUAUUGUUUUAAUAUUUUGAUAUUUUUACUGACGAAUGUAAUUUUUAAAUAUUGUAUUAUUAACUAAAUUAUAACUGAGUAGUCAAGAAUUACUUUGAAUAUAUAUAGAUAUGUAUAUGAAUAAGAACAUGAUUAUUUAUUAAUUAUACAUUUAUACUUUGAUAUUUUUUCCUCGGAUAUUAGAGAUCCGGAUAUUUUUACCUAGAUUCGCAUCAAAUAGAUCUAAUAUGCAAUAAAGAAAGAAUAGGACAUAAUUCGCACGAUGGGUUGGAUCGCUGUUGGUAAGAAAUUGGAAAGGUAGAGGGUAAAUUUAAUGUAUAUAUAAUCUAUAUAUUAAUCUAUACGCAACGAUUAACCAUUGCUAACGAAAAACGAUUCUGAGUGGAGUUCGAUUAAUAGUGUUGCUUUGUCAACAAUAUAUUUGUCAUAUUAUGGUAACAUAAUUACAUAUUAUGUGGGUAUUAUAUAUAUUUUUUAAUAAUAUUUGUACUUAAUAAUAAUACUUAUUUUCCCAUUUUCCUACGUUUUUCCCGGUUUUUUCAUUAUUUAUUGGUCCCAUUUAUUUGGAAAAUUCCUGGGAAAAUCAAAAAAUGAUCUGGUUAAAGUAUCUCCCCAGUCAGAUUUUCUUUCAGAAAAAGUGUUAUCAUUGUAAAUCCGAAGAAAAUUGCUGGUAGAAAAGUUGUUCACAGAAAAAAAAGACCGUAAUAUUUUACUAAUACAUUUCAGAAAAACAAAAUAAAACAAAAAACAUCAUUGUAAAUAUCCCUCGCUUCGCCCAUAAUCUAAAAAAGAGUAUAUUUACAUUUUUUGAUUAGAAUUAGACUUUAGAUGGAAAUAUUGUUCAUAAACAGGAAAAAUAAGAAUAAAAAUAUGAACCGUGAACCUACGAGUAUAUUACGUGUAUAUUGUACACUAUAUAGUAUAAACGUCCAAUACGGAGUGUAUUGUAAUCUUGUUCCAAUAGAAAAACGUCUAAAGGCCUUUUUGUCGCAUUUUUCAUCUUGAUGAGUUAAUAAGAUAAUAAUAUUAUCUUUCUAUUAUCUUAAUAUAAGAUACAUAUUUUUUUAAUAAUUGGAAAAAUCGGAAAACGAUGUAAAAUUACAAAUUACAAAUUUAUGGCGUUAUGUUAGGCUUAUACAAGGAUAGUAAUCGACCAAGUCACCAUAUGCAAGUUCCUAAAUUGUUUUCGCUUGAAAAUCCUGGACACAUUUUUAGUAAUAAUUCUAGUGUCAGUUCUAGGGAGAAGAUUUUAGUCGAGUGACUAGAAAACUGUUCUAUUUUAUCGGCCGAGUUGAACUUGUUAUUUGCAAUCUUUUAUCUGCCAAACCAAUUACACCACUGUCAUUAGUAAUUAAUUAAUUAAUUAUUAUUUAUUUAUUAAUUAUUAAUUAAUUAUCACUGUUAUUUAGUAUCAGAUGAUCGAUCUGCAAGUAUCGAACCAUUCUAAUGUUACGGACUUUGUCCUCCACGGAUAAAUAAAAAUAAUUAAUAACUAAACGAAUGACGGUAUUAAAAUUAAGUCAGGGAAAGCAAAUCUCUUGUCCAAAUAAAUUUUUUUUCUGUUUUCUUUUUCUUUGAAUCAUUUGAUUCUUCAGUGGUUUUCGAAGUGUAGUUUUUGACCAUUCUGUUUUUUUUGUUCAUUUUUCAAUAAAAUUAAUAAAAAUACAAUAACAGAAUAAACUAUACUAGUCAAUUUUACUGUAUUGUAUGUAGAGAAUAACUAAACGCAAUUUAGUAUUCAAUUUAGCAAUUUGCUUUAGUGACUCGGUCGAGUACUAUCCUAGUGUAAACCUAGCUUUACGAUUUAAUUAUUUUAUCUGUUUACCUAUUGUUUCCAUAUUGUUGCCAAUUGAAAAACGACAAAAUACCUUUUUUGCUGAACUUUUAAUCUUGUUGGUGAGUAAAACAGUCGUUUUUUUGAUUUUCCUCAUAAUUUUUUUUUUAUAAUUGAUCAAAAUAAAAAAAAAACGUAAAAAGAAAAGGCAGAUAUACGAAAAUAAGGCUUUUGUUAUUUACAAUAAAUUUUGUUUUUUUUUAUGUAAUUCAGUUUAAAAUAUAUAUAGAGACUUUAAUUUUAGACAGAAAACUUAUACUUGUCUUUUCUAAAUGUGGUAAAAUUUUAAUAAUAUUUGAGCCAUUUUUUAGCUGUUGAUAGACAUUUUAAUUGUGCGAGUUUUUUUACUUAAUUUUUAUUUGAUAGGUACUCUGUAGAUACAAUUGUUAGACUAAACCGAUUUACUCGACAAUUUAACAGGAGGUACAACAUUAUAUUAUAAUGCACUUAGUGGUAAAACAAAUAAAUAAUAUUGAGUGAAAUGCAGUAUAUUUUUUUUUUUAGAGUUUUAAUAUCAAAUUUUUAACAAAUCGUUAAUAUUAUGGCCUUUCAAAACAUGUAUAACUGAAUUUUGUUUCAAAUCGUUUUUCGUAAGCAAUGGUUUAUCGUGGCUUAUAGUUAUAAAUUAUGUAACUUUAUGUAUCCUACCUUCCCAAAUUCUCACCUACAAAAGUGGCACACCAGUCCCCAGUAUCAGCUCUUUUUUAAGUUUUUAUUUAGAUUUUUGUGAAUACAAAUUUUCGAACUGGUUCAAACCCAAACCUUGCACUGCACCCAAUUCAUGCGGAGUUCACGGCACGAGACAUCCGUACCAUGGAUAUUUGCUGUUCAGACUUCAGUGCCCAGAGGUGGGUGACAAUGACGUCAGACCUUUUAGCGACAACCAUGUUGCGGAUCGCAUCAAGUACCUCCUUAGAAGUAGCCGUUGCGUCAACAUCGAGGACCUCAAGAAUUGUAAUCGGUGA